UUGAUUUUACAAUCACGCAUGCUGCACACUUGGAUACGGGGGUCGCAGUAAGUUUUAAUAUGAACAUACUUGUGCAGUCGGCAGUUGUGUUCGUCGUUUUCAUAGAAGUUGUAAAAUGCGGACGGUACGUCACUUUAAAAGACCAGGCAGAUCCAAGAGAUGCCGACAGCGACGAAGAACGGCAUGUAUUUAAACCCACAGAUGAACAACCGGCGAUGGAAAUCACCCGAGUGUUGGAUAUCGGAGACAACCACAAAGCGUGGGUUAUUGACAACGCAAUAAGAUAUGAGGACUAUGCCCUAUUACCUGAGCUGGUCAAAUCUCACGACUCGGAUUUUGUAUUUGCACAUCAGAACUAUUCAAAAGAAAAUAAAGACUGGAAUUUUGGAAGUGCCCCUUGGGUUUCUGAAUUUUCAAAAGAUGUAAUGGAAAAAACUGUGGUUUGGAACAACAUUAAACCCAUGGUGGAACAAUCACUUGAAAAAAAGGUGAAAAUCAGUUAUGUUGAGGUUAACUUACUGAGAGCAUUGGAUGCAAUACCUCCACAGCAGAGUAAAUUUUGUGGGAAGAAUCGCUUUGUCCUUACAUUUUUCCUGACAGACAUUUUCAAACUGAACAGCUAUGGACAACUUUCCUUCUACGCCAUGAGUAGGAAUCCAAACAUGAGCAAUGAAUCUCGACUUGAAGUCACUGAAACUGUUCAUCCUCAUGGUUUUCGAGCCACCUUGUGGCCAGCAUGUCACACAGUUUUGUUCCGAGCACCGAGCGUUAACUUUUUCCAACAUUUGAUGCUGUUGCAUGUUGUCAUGACAACUGAUAUGGAAAGUAAUGAAGAAAUUAUUACACCUGCAUCAAUUGCAAUGCCAAGAUCUGAGUUUCUCGAGCAGUUUGGAAGUUUCAAAUUCACAAACGAAGAUGCUGGACGUAAAAUAAAUUACGAGCAAUGUUUGCAUAGGUCUUUUUAUGACGGAAUGGAGACUAGACCCAUUCAUAUAUUUGAUGAUUUGUUUACUGUUGAUGAGCUAAAAGCUUGGAGAUCUCAUAUUUGGAAAUACAAUGCCGUGGUAAAUGGUUUUGAUUCUGAGCCUUCAGAAGGUCAUGACAAUGUGCAGUGGAUGGCUGCAAUGGAUGUGGAUAGAUUUAUUUCAACUGGUAUGUGGCCACGUUUGCAAGGGGUUUUAAAAUUUAUCUCCAACAAAACGGAUUGGUAUCCAUAUGAUGUUGCACUUAAUUAUGUAAGAACUGCUGAUCAUACUCGUAUACAUCCGGAUGCAGAACUUCACCAAGAUGAGUUUACGCUUCUGCUAUACCUCAGUGAGGGUUUGACUCCGAAUGAAUAUGGAGAGACAACGUGGGUUGUGAUGAAGAAAGAUGAUGGUGUGCUUGGUUAUAUUGGACGAGGUGGUGAAGUUUACGAAUCAAUAGCUGCUGUUGCUCCAAAAUUUGGUCGACUUGUUGUGUUUAAAAAUAACAUAGAACAUGCUGCCCAUCCACCAAGUAUAAAUUUCCUUGGUGGUCGAUACUCAUUUGCAGUAAAAGUUGGACUUAAUAAGAGACUUGCAUUCAUUAAAAGAGUGUAUGAGAGAAUGGAGGGAGUUGAGAUGAAUGAACAUAUGAAGAGACUCAACACGCAAUUGAUGGCGGGGAUGCAAGAUGAUCCAACAGUAUCAAAGAUAACGACCGACCAGCUGGUGCAAUUGUUCCAAAAAGUGACAGCCAAGAGAGAUAAACAGGCUGCAGAAGCACAUCAACAAGUUUUUGAGAACGCUGUUCGGAGUUUGUAGUUUACAUAUUAUUGAUAGUGCAAAGAGUGGUCACAGAAAUAAUGAAGACCAUGUUGUGUUUUAAUAAGCGUUUAGUUGUUUAUGCCACAAGAGAUUAUAAUGUUGCUGUAUUGAGAUAUCCUUUUUGUAAUAUUAACAGCUGUCAUUGACAAAUUUCACUGUCCUAAUGAAUGUUUUCUGAAAUGCCAAUAAAUUUGUUCGACCAUGAA
This is a messenger RNA of Ciona intestinalis (vase tunicate), 1993 nucleotides long. The record is from RefSeq and is a predicted model, not a curated record. NCBI's taxonomy places the organism in Eukaryota, Metazoa, Chordata, Ascidiacea, Phlebobranchia, Cionidae.